Molecule: messenger RNA, 630 nt
Organism: Saccostrea echinata
Lineage: Eukaryota; Metazoa; Mollusca; Bivalvia; Ostreida; Ostreidae
Exons: 3
Coding region: 1-516 (171 amino acids)
Source: RefSeq, a predicted model, not a curated record
AUGUUUAGUCUGGUAGCCGUAUCAAGUUUGGUGCUUCUCCUGCAUACAGUUACGGGACAGAUGCACUCCCAAAGACCAGGAAUGCAGUUCCCUCACACUUCAUCUGGACAGAUGAACCGACAAGCAUCGACAGGUAUGCAGACUGUGCGGAGUUUGGGGGCCUGUUCCUGCCAAAUUCGCUGCUGUCCUGAUCAUACCUCCCCACGGAGACUCCCUCCCUAUACAAAUCUCCCACAUAUUUAUUCCAGCAACUGUUGUGGAUGCGUUUACUGUCCAUCCUUUAUUGGACCCGGUCCUUUCUUUCCAAUGGGAUGGCCAAUGCUUACUCCAUUGUCGUCUAUUCAAAUGGCUAUGGCAACGGCAAAUGAACCUCCAGAGGCACCGGAUGCGCCAGAUACUCCGGAUGUUCCAGACGCUCCUGAACUGGAGGGUCCGGAAGUGGCCGAUCCUCCAGAAUUAGAGGGCCAAGAAAUAGAAGGAGACGAAGAAAUAGAAGGAGAAAACGUCGAAACUUAACCUGGUUAUUCAAUCAACCACUGAAAUUAAAACUUUCAUUUCAAACGAGCAGCUAGCUAUUGAGUGGUGCUUAAGCGAGCGUGGUACAAUACAUACUGUAGUGACAAUUUUUAA